CAGGAGCAUGCGAAGCCGGACCGUAGACCAAUCCUUGCAUAGAGUGCGAGGAGGUGGAGCUACAGCUGCUUGGACUGAAGUGCCUCUGCAAGAUGAGUCGUUUUCUGAAUGUACUCCGGAGCUGGCUAGUAAUGGUAUCCAUCAUUGCGAUGGGGAACACAGUGCAAAGCUUCAGAGAUCACAGUUUUCUCUCUGAGAAGCUGUACACAGGCAAGCCAAGCCAAGUAAAUGGUCUCCAGGCUCGGACCUUUGGCAUCUGGACCUUGCUGUCUUCAGUCAUUCGUUGCUACUGUGCCAUUGAUAUCCGCAACAAAACUCUCUAUAACAUCACCCUUUUGACCUUCUUCAUUGCCUUGGGCCACUUCCUCUCUGAAGUCUUCAUUUAUGGCACCGCAGCAGCCACAAUUGGUGUCCUGGCCCCCCUUAUGGUUGCAAGCUUCUCCAUCUUGGGUAUGCUGAUUGGACUGCAGUAUCUGGAAGUAGAAGCAACAUCACAGCACAAGAAACGGAACUGAAGUCACAGAUCCUGUCUACAUUAGGCCUGCCGACCAACCAUCUUCUAGCAUCUACCACCACAUUGCCUCCUUGACCUCUUCUCCUCACCUUGUACCUUACAAGUGGUCAGAGCAUACUUGGACAUCUGUCAUCUUUUUGCACCAAACUGGUUUUGUUCUGAACAGACAACACUAAAUCUGGAUCCAGUGACAGAAGCAUGGUUCCAAGUUGGGUGUGAGUAUUCCUUGAGAGAGUGCAUGGUCUGAAAGCAUCUGUAGCUCUCCAGGAGGAGUGCAGGAUGCACGAGGUGUGCCAAGUAAAGCGAGCAGAUUUCUUGCUCUCUCUCCUCAUCCCAUCCCAUGCAGGAUGCCUAGUAGAGAGGAAAUGUGUGCUUCCUAAGAUCCAGUGAGGAUGGUUGUGGGAAGGGAGGGCCAGGUAUCUAUUUUUGUGAUAUACUGAGCAGCCAGUGUAUUUGUCUCUAUGCGUGGUUUUUAAAAAAUGAGAGAAAUGAGAAAGAAUCAUGCAGAAGUGUAGCUUCUUUUUAUCCACUAGAGAGAGGGAGAGAUGUUGUUUCCACUCUCCCCGUCUUCUCACUCCUAGUCUUUGCAUUAGCAACAAUGACUGAGUUCUUCAUUCCACCUUCCAGCGAAACAGUGUUAGUGCACUUACAUUUAAAAGAACAGACUGCUGUUUUAGAUAGCUCGUUUUCAGGGGUGGGUUUUGUUUUGGGGUUUGUUUUUGAUUAUUAUUUUUUUUUGGACCACAACUCUCAGAAUUCGAGACUCUAGUCACAGUGGCAAAAGUGAGCUGUAAAUUCUAAUCUUAAAAAAGUAACGCAUCCACACUCUAUUAACCCCCAAACCAACCUCAUUUUUUGUUUAUGUUCCUUUUCUUAACCUGGUAAGAGACUUCUUUCAAUCCCCCUUUGGCAAGCCAACUCUGAGAAUAAAUAGGAGACUUUUCUACAGCACUACUCUGUAUAUGAGAGCUGGCACAGUCCCAAGUUGGGAAAGAAGUUGCCAUACAAAACUAGCUUUAAAAAUUAUUUUUAUUGUUGCAUUUUAGUACAUAGUUUAGAGUGAUAGCAGGGUCCAUGUAAAGAAAAGGCUAGAAAAGAUCAACAGAAAUACUGGAUUUUUCCUGCUUCUACAGAAAAAAAGCUAGGUCAGCCCUGGUCUUAUUCACUGUCAUGACAACUACUGCCGUUGUAGUUCUACAGAUGAUAAUACAGCUACCUCUCUUUGCCAGAGCACCACACAGAAUUAGAGUAGCUCAGUUAACACAGAAUUCAGCUGCUUGGUAGAGCUGUGCUAUGCUGAUUCAGAAGUCGUCACACUGGUUGCCAGUUUGCUGCCAAGCCCAGUUGAAGCUAUUGGUGCUAAAGCUUGAAACAACUUGGGUUCCAAUGGCAUUUUGUCCCGUAUGCUGAUGAACUAAGACCAACAGAUGAAUUCCAUCAGAAGAGAUGUAUUAUGGAUCCACAAAGGAGAGAGCCCCCAAAAAGUGACCUAACAGAUACCAGCAUCCUAUUGUUUUCAACGCCAAAUGAACACACUUCUGUUUGCCCAGCUGUUUAAAACUGGUUACACUGUUUUUAAUCCAUUGAAUAAUCUUCUUGAUGCCUUUCAUAUUGUAUUGAUGUUUACUUUUGUUAUUAAUUUUGUACUAUUGGGUGUUACUGUUUUUUUAAUGUAUACUGCCCUAGAAUCUGUUUUGGGAUAAAGGUCUGUUUAUACAUUUUUCAAAAAUACGGUACAUACAUAUCUAACAUUAAAGCUUAGUGCACAACUGCCCAAACUAAAGAGGAAGAAGAAAAAGUGCCCAGUUUCCAGAAGCAUCUUCCUCUGCUGUAUAUAAAUGACUUGGAGAAGUCCUUUGGAAGGAGAUGUCUAUAGGUAGCUUAGGUAGCUUAACUUUUUGUUGGUUGAUACUCUCUGCAUUCUAAGGUGUUUGCAUUCUCACCAGCCCUUCACAAUGUAAUCAAAAGUUCAGUAUGCCCAUUCUCAUUUUGGUGCUCUUUGUAACUUAUGAUGUAUUCAGUACUAAGUUGUAUUUUAUAAAUGAGAUUGCACGUACUGUCAGAUGGUGAAGGAACAGAAUGGUAAAGGCUUAGAUUGAUCAUCUCCCACCCUCCACCGCCGUGCAUGCCUAUAGGUGAAGUGGAGAAUUCUAACAUAAUGAGAACCAGUAUUUAGUCCAGAUGAAUUAACGUGCAAUACAAAUAUUGUGCUAAUUUA
Molecule: messenger RNA, 2732 nt
Organism: Pogona vitticeps (central bearded dragon)
Lineage: Eukaryota; Metazoa; Chordata; Lepidosauria; Squamata; Agamidae
Source: RefSeq, a predicted model, not a curated record